This is a messenger RNA of Odocoileus virginianus texanus, 5077 nucleotides long. The record is from RefSeq and is a predicted model, not a curated record. Lineage: Eukaryota; Metazoa; Chordata; Mammalia; Artiodactyla; Cervidae.
CCGGAGGCUCGCGGGUCUCAGAACGCAUCCCGCCGCUGGGGCUGCAGCCGCGGCAUGGGCGCCGCGGGCCCCAUCUGGGUUUUCUUGACUCUCCUCGCGCCGGGGGUCCUCGGUCAGUGUAAAUCCCUGCCAAGGUAUCCUUUUGCUAAGCCUAAAAUUCAGAGUGAUCAGUCUGAGUUUGCUGUUGGCGAAACUUGGGAAUAUGAAUGCCUUCCUGGGUAUUUCAAGAAGUCAUUCAUUGUCACCUGCCUAAAGACUUCCAAGUGGUCAAAUGCUCAGCAAUUCUGUAAACGUAAAUCAUGUUCGGUUCCUAGAGAACUCCUCCAUGGCUCUGUCCACACACCUCAGGGUAUCGUGUUUGGGGCAACAAUUACAUUUUCAUGUGACAAUGGAUAUCGACUCAUUGGUGGCUCAUCUGCUACAUGUGAUUUCUUAGACAAUACUGUAACCUGGAAUACGGACCUACCCGUUUGUGAAUCUAUUCCUUGUGAGCCACCCCCAGCCAUCUUAAAUGGAGACUUUUACAGCAGCAAUAGAGACUAUUUUUACUAUGGAAUGGUGGUUACUUAUAAAUGCCAUGUUGGACAGAAUGGGAAAAAGCUGUUUGACCUCGUGGGUGAAAAGUCAAUAUAUUGCACCAGCAAAGAUAAUCAAGUUGGCAUCUGGAACAGUCCUGCCCCUCAGUGUAUUCCUGUAGUCAAAUGCCCAAUUCCAGAAGUUGAAAAUGGAAUUAUGGAAUCUGGAUUUAGGCAUUCAUUUUCCUUAAAUGAUUCUGUGAUGUUUAAGUGUAAGCCUGGCUUUACCAUGAAAGGCAGCAACACAGUAUGGUGCCAACCAAACAGCAAAUGGAAUCCUCCACUGCCAAAGUGCUUCAAGGGGUGUCUACCACCUCCACAUACCCUCCAUGGUAAUUAUAACCAAUUGGAUGAGGAAUUCUUUGCAGUUGGGCAGGAAGUGUUCUACAGCUGUGAGCCUGGCUACACUCUCAUUGGAACUAACCCUAUACGGUGUACACCCUUGGGAAUGUGGAGCCAUCUAGCACCCAAAUGUGAAGUGAAAUCAUGUGAUGACAUUCCAAACCAACUUCUCAAUGGCCAUGUGGUAGUUCCUCCUAAUUUCCAGCUUGGGGCAGAGGUUUCAUUUGUUUGUGAUAAAGGGUACCGGUUAAAUGGCCAGUCUUCUAGUCAGUGCGUCUCAGAAGGAAUGAGAGUAUUCUGGAGUAAUAAGUUUCCUGUCUGUGAACGGAUUUUUUGUGACCCCCCUCCUUCUAUCAAAAAUGGACGCAGUAGUUCUCAUUCUGGUCCUGUAGCUCUUAAUGCUGUGGUGACCUACACAUGUCCCAGUGCCUUCCGCAUCAUUGGAGAAAGACGUCUUUUUUGUAUAAGUAAAGACAAUGUGAAUGGAAUUUGGGAUAAAGCUCCUCCUAUCUGUGAAUAUUACAAUAGAGAUUCUGUUUGCUCUGAACCCAUAGUACCAGGGGGAUACCGAACUAAAACAUCUAGACCACCCUUUAGACAUGGCCAUUCUGUGACAUUUUCCUGUUAUGCCAAUUUCACCAUGAAAGGAAAUAAAACUGUUUGGUGCCAAGCAAAUAGAACAUGGGGUCCGACACCAUUACCAAUCUGUGAGAGUGAUAUCCCCAAGGAGUGUCCAUCUCCUCCCACAAUUACCAAUGGGCAUCACACAGGGGAGAGUGUUGCCUCCUUUGCCCCAGGAUUGAUUGUGACCUACAGUUGUGAACCUGGUUAUUUAAUUUUUGGAAAAAACACCAUUCACUGUUUGUCUUCGGGAGACUGGAGUGCUGUUGCUCCCACAUGUAAAGAAGCACUGUGUGAACCUCCACGACCAUUUCUCAAUGGGCAGAUAAAGAGGCCCACUAGUUUGGGGGUUGGUGCAACUGUGAACUUUUCCUGUAAUGAAGGGUAUCGGUUACAAGGACCACUUUCUAGCCAGUGUGUAAUUGUUGGACAGCGUACUUUUUGGACCAGGAUGCCAACGUGUGAAGAAAUUUUUUGCCCAUCACCGCCUCCUGUACUCAAUGGAAGACAUACAGGCACCUCUUCAGUGACCUUUCGAUAUGGACAGACAGUCAGUUACACCUGUGACCCGGGCCCAGAGGAGGGAGUGAGCUUCAUCCUCAUUGGGGAGAGGACAAUCAGUUGUACUGCUGGCAGUCAGAAGACUGGGGCCUGGAGUGGGCCUGCCCCACGCUGUGAACUUUCUGUGUCUGAGGUUUGGUGUCCACCUCCUCAGAUCCCAAGAGGCCAAAUAUCAUCUGGGCAGAAAGAUCGAUAUUCCUACAAUGACACUGUGGUAUUUGCUUGCAUAUUUGGCUUUACCAUGAAGGGUAGCAAGGCAGUCCGAUGUAAUGCCCAAGGCACAUGGGAACCAUCAAUACCAGUCUGUGAAAAGGAUUGUCAAGCCCCUCCUAAAAUCCUCCAUGGGCAAAAGGAAGACAGACACAGAGUUCGCUUUGACCCUGGAACAUCCAUAAAAUACAGUUGUGACCUUGGCUAUGUGCUGGUGGGGGAAGAAUCCAUACGCUGCACCCCUGAUGGAGUGUGGAUACCCACUGCUCCCACAUGCAAAGUGGCAGAAUGUGAACCUGUCGGAAAGCAAGUCUUUAAAAAACCCAAGAACCAAUUCAUUAGACUAGAUGUUAACUCUUCUUGUGAUGAAGGGUACCGACUGGGUGAAAGUGUUUAUCAGCAGUGUCAAGGCACAAUUCCUUGGUUUAUGGAAAUUCGUCUUUGUAAAGAUAUCACCUGCCCACCACCUCCUGUUAUCGACAAUGGAGUACACACAGGCAGUUCUUCAGAAGAUGUCCUAUAUGGAACCAGAGUCACUUACACAUGUAACCCUGGGCCAGAGAGAGGAGUGAAGUAUGACCUCAUUGGGGAGAGCACAAUUCGUUGUAUAAGCGAUGAUCAAGAGACAGGCAUCUGGAGUGGCCCUGCUCCUCUCUGUACACUUUCCCUCCCUGCUGUUCAGUGCUUGCCUGUCAAUGUUACAAAUGGAUACAAGAUAUCUGGCAAGGAAGCUCCUUAUUUCUACAAUGACAGUGUGAUAUUCGAGUGUGCUGCUGGAUUUAUUUUGAAGGGCAGCAGUCAGAUUCGUUGCAAAGCCAAUAACACCUGGGAUCCUGAAAUACCAGUUUGUGAAAAAGGCUGUCAGCCACCCUCUGUGCCCUACCAUGGUCAGCAUACAGGUGGAAAUAGGGUCCUCUUUGUCUCUGGGAUGACUGUAGACUACACCUGUGACCCUGAAGAAAAUGUAUUAUAAUCUCUCUCUAGGUACCAGAUGACUGUACGACACACUUAUCAGAAAUGUCAAGAUGAUGAAAAUAGGGUUUGGUUCCAAAAGAUUCCACUUUGUGAAAUUAUCAACUGUCAGUCUCCACCAGUGAUUAAAAAUGGGAGGCACACGGGUGUGCUGGCAGAAGUCUUUCAAUAUGGAAAUGAAGUCUUUUAUGAAUGUGAUCAAGGAUUUGAUCUCCUGGGAGAGAAAAGUAUACGGUGCAUAAGAGAUUCUAAAGGACAGGUAUUUUGGAGUGGACCUGCCCCGCAGUGCAUAAAAUCUUCCCCUGUGACUCACUGCCCUGACCCAGAAGUCAUGCAUGGAAAGAAGCUAAAUAAAACUCAGUCUCAAUAUUCCCACAAUGACAUAUUACAUAUUGCCUGCAAUCCCGGCUUCAUCAUGAAUGGCAGUCACUUGAUUAGGUGCCAUACCAACAACAAAUGGGUGCCAGGUGUACCAACUUGCAUCAGAAAGGCUUUCGUAGGCUGUCAACGUCCGUUUAGGAUCUCCCAUGGAAACCACACUGGUGGAGACAUAACGCGGUUUUCUCCCGGAAUGUCCAUCCUGUACAGCUGCGACCAGGGCUACCUGCUUGUGGGAGAGGCACUCCUCCUGUGCACACACGAGGGGACUUGGAACCGACCUGCCCCGUAUUGCAAAGAGGUGAACUGUAGCUUCCCAGAACAUACAAAUGGAAUCCAGAAUGGGCUGGAGCCUGGAAGAAUGUAUCAAUAUGGAGCCGUUGUCACUUUAGUAUGUGAAGACGGCUAUACCCUAGAAGGCAGUCCCCAGAGCCAGUGUCAGGAAGAUCACCGAUGGAACCCUCCCUUGGCUGUUUGCAAAUCACCCAGUUCACUUGCUCCUCUUAUUGCUGGUUUUUCUGCCGGGGUAGUAGCUCUUUUCUGCUUGGGUGCUGUCACCUUACGCAUGAUAUUAAAACACAGAGAACGCAAUUACUACACAAAUACAAACCAUAAAGAAGAUGUUCAUUUAGAAACACUAGACUUAUACUCUGUUGACCCAUACAGCCCAGCAAACUAAUCAGAAGACAAACUGUAUGCUUCAUUGCUUGGAACCCAACUGAACAUCAGUUGGAAAGAAACCAUUCUAUUGUCAACAAGUGGAUUAGUAUGGUCUCAACAUCAGUGAGAUUGUUUCAUAAGAUUUAACUCCUAUAUGCAAUCAGUCUCAAGCAGAACAAAGAAAAGUGGCCUGAUGAUAAAGAUGGGAGCCCAGUUUCACUGCCAUGCGUUCUUCAAGGACUUUUUGAAGCCUCACCUGUGAUGUAUUGGAGACAGGCUAUGGCUAUAAACAGUUACAUAUCUCUGAAGAAGUGUCAGAUUUUUAAGGAAGCCACUAAAAAGAGCUUUCCUUGUGUCUAGAAAGAAUCUAGACAUAUAUACUGUAAUCAGCAUACUUACUGUUACCAUAUACUUUUAAUUAUAGUGUGGUUUUAAUUAUUUAAGCAAAAUAUGAAGCAUACCCUCUGGUUAUGAUAGGCAUACAUUUGUUGGGAAGCCUGUUUUUAUUUUAAUAAGAGCAUCUUUCUCUGAUAUAGUUAAACAUCUCACAUUUAUUUCCACUUCAUUUGAGUUUUUCUCAUCAAAUAUAUUUUGACUUUCUAUAAUCACUCAGUAAUUCCAGUUUGCACAUCUUUUUUAAAAUUAGGGGAGUCAAGUUUUAAUUCUGAAGCUUAACUCUGAGGUAAUUAUAGUUGCUUGUAAAAUGUCAUUUGAUAAUGUGUACAUUAGUCAUUCAAAUAUAUUUUAUCUUUUAAAAA